Molecule: messenger RNA, 744 nt
Organism: Naumovozyma castellii
Lineage: Eukaryota; Fungi; Ascomycota; Saccharomycetes; Saccharomycetales; Saccharomycetaceae
Gene: GPP1
Product: glycerol-1-phosphatase RHR2
Exons: 1
Coding region: 1-744 (247 amino acids)
Source: RefSeq, a predicted model, not a curated record
AUGAACAACCCUAUCGCCUUAAGGGUAAAUGCUGCCCUCUUCGAUGUUGAUGGAACAAUAAUCAUCUCACAACCUGCACUAGCAGCGUUUUGGAAACACUUCGGCGAAGAUAAACCUUACUUUGAUGCAGAUUUGGUAACUCAUGCCACUCAUGGUUGGAGAACAUAUGAUGCCAUUGAGAAGUUUGCACCUGACUGGGCUGAUAGAGAGUAUGUAACUCAAUUGGAAGGUGAAAUUCCCACGAAAUUCGGCCAGCAUGCCUUGGAGGUGCCUGGUGCUGUGAAACUCUGUAAUGAAUUCAAUAAAUUACCCAAAGAAAGGUGGGCGGUUGCUACUUCUGGUACUUUUGAGAUGGCUUCUAAAUGGUUUGAAUUGUUAAAAAUUGAGAGACCUACUAAUUUUAUCACGGCAAAUGAUGUGGAGAGAGGGAAGCCCCACCCCGAUCCCUAUUUGAAGGGAAGAAAUGGUCUCGGUUUUCCAAUUAAUGCUACAAAUCCAUCCAAAUCGAAAGUUGUUGUAUUUGAGGAUGCUCCUGCUGGAAUUGAAUCUGGGAAAGCAGCAGGUUGUAAGAUUGUUGGGGUGGCAACUACGUUUGACGAAGAGUUUUUGAAGGAGAAGGGUUGUGAUUUAAUUGUUAGUAAUCAUGAAUCUAUCAAAUUAAAUGGUUAUUAUCCAGAAACGGAUGAAAUCGAAUUAGUAUUCCACGAUUAUUUAUUUGCCAAGGAUGAUUUAUUAGAAUGGUGA